Nerophis lumbriciformis (worm pipefish) is the source of this 2250-nucleotide messenger RNA. RefSeq names its product ADP-ribosylation factor GTPase activating protein 2 (gene arfgap2). The record is from RefSeq and is a predicted model, not a curated record. Gene Ontology annotation, biological process: COPI coating of Golgi vesicle. Lineage: Eukaryota; Metazoa; Chordata; Actinopteri; Syngnathiformes; Syngnathidae. Gene Ontology annotation, molecular function: GTPase activator activity.
CAACGUCUGGUUUGGAGCACGUUACCUGCCGUAGUGACGUCAUUGAAUGGAAACUGUCACUACUUGCAAGAUGGCCGCCGAACCAAACAAGACUGAAAUUCUUACUCUUUUCAAAAGACUGAGAUCCAUUCCGACAAACAAGGUAUGUUUUGACUGCGCAGCCAAAAACCCCAGUUGGGCGAGUAUUUCCUAUGGGGUCUUCUUGUGCAUUGACUGCUCUGGAAUCCACCGCUCCCUGGGAGUGCACCUCAGUUUCAUCAGAUCCACUGAGCUGGAUUCCAACUGGAACUGGUUUCAGCUUAGAUGUAUGCAGGUUGGGGGCAAUGCCAAUGCAACUGCAUUCUUCCGCCAACAUGGCUGCUCCACUAAUGACACCAAUGCCAAGUAUAAUAGUCGUGCUGCCCAAAUGUACCGAGAGAAGAUUCGUCAGCUAGCGAAUGCUGCAUUGUCAAAGUAUGGAACAGAUCUAUCGAUCGACUCUUCGGGGGGAAGCACUCCAGCAGCACCUGAAAAGAAAGAGACCGACUUUUUUGCAGAACACACACAGUCUGUCAAUGACUGGAGCAUGGCACCAGAAUCAGAGCCAGAGCAGAAUGGAACCACUGUCACCGCACAGCUGAGGGACGCCAUGGCGAAAACCCAAGAAGACAACCAGCCAGAAGAAGGACCAAGCAUCUAUGGUCUGAGCACGUCACCCAAAGCCUCCAUGGAUAUUAAGCCAUCCAUUAUUGGGAAGAAGAAGCCAAUGACUGCCAAAAAAGGAUUAGGUGCAAAGAGAGGCCUUGGUGCCCAGAAGGUCAGCAGUAAUAAUUUUACGGAGGUGGAGAAACAAGCCCAAGUUGCAGAGAAGCUACGAGAGGAACAAGCCGCCGAGGCAAAGAAACAAGCAGAGGAGUCCAUCGUGGCCUCGAUGCGUUUGGCGUACAAAGAGCUGGAGAUCGACAGGAAGCUUGAGGAAAAGAAACUGAAGAACAUGGAGGGCAAAAAGAGGGAGCAGGCUGAGAGACUGGGCAUGGGCUUCGGGAACAGAAGUGCUGUGUCGCAUUCGGUGAUGUCAGAGAUGCAGGUGAUUGAGCAGGAAACCCCAGUGGGAGCAAAGACUUCGUCUCGCUCCAAAUUAGACAUGUUCGAUGAGCCGGGUUUCACCUCUGGACCCCCAAAAUAUAAGGACAACCCUUUUACAGUGGGUGACAGUUUUGGAUCCCGCUGGGAUACAGAGGGGACUGCUUCUUUUACCGCCUCAUGGGCUUUGGAGAAAGAGGAACCCAAAGAGGAGGUCACCAUCUCCAGUAUUCAACCCAUAGGGGAGAGACUUCCCAGCAGAAGAAAAGCUGAGGUGCCUGCUGCAGUGUCUGAGUCAAGUGAAGCCAGGCAGAAGUUUGCUAAUGCAAAGGCAAUCUCUUCCGACAUGUUCUUUGGCCGUGAGAGCAGCCCUGAGUAUGAGGCAAAGACCAAACUCGACAGCAUGUCUGGAAGCACGUCCAUCAGUUCAGCUGACCUGUUUGGAGAUGGCAGUGACCAUAGAGGACGGGCAUCAGGGUUUGACAGUGUGCUCCCCGCCGGUCCAGAUAUCACACAGUUCAAACAAGGAGUGAAGACCGUAGCCGGAAAGAUGGCUGUCCUUGCCAACGGUGUCAUGAAUACCAUCCAGGAUCGCUAUGGCUCCUACUAAGCAGCCUUGAAGUACUCGCACCUGUGGCAAGAAGAAGUACAAAUGAAGACCAGCUCCCUUUUGACAUGUGCUUUUGGGCAGAGAUGUAACCAGAGACAACGGAAGCAGAAAUAGUUUUGCAUGAGGAAAGAAAAUCUUCCUUCUCACUCCCCACAUUUUUAGAGACUGUUUUACAGGAGUGAGUCUGUAUUUUUCUCUCUCAACAUUUAUGAGUUUUUAUUUUCAUAAAGGAAACUCUGUGAGAUUGUCAUUGUCAUCCUUGUUUUGGUCUUAGAUUUUCAAAAUGAUGUCAGAAUAAAUUCUAUAUUUUCUUCCCUGAACAUAGAGCUGUGUUAUAUUGUUAUCAAAAACUUCAUGUUGCUCUUUUGUUUUGUUGUUGUGAUACUAAAAAGUGGUGCAGCCUCAGUUUGAACUAAACUCAAAAAGUUUGCAUUCAGUGUUGGUGUCACUGCUGCUCACGUAAGUGUUUGUCGUUUGACAUGAACCACUGGCAGCCAGCUGUCUCCACCAUUUGUGAGCUAGGAGUUGUAUAUUUUUGUUGGGACAUAAACUAUGAUUAAAAGUUGGAUGCCUUCAAA